AGAAAUAAUUGAUUGAAAUAUUAAUUGAUUUAUAGUUCUUAUGCUUUCUCUGGCUCUUCCUAUGAUAUUGUCCACAUUUUGCCUAAUCAACGUGAUAUUCGAUUCGUUUUAUAUACGACCAUAUAUUCUUGUGUCUGUGAGAUUGCUUUAUUAGUAAAUGUGACAGUGUACUAAAUAAUAGGUUUGAAAAAUUUGUUCUAUUCAAAUGUAAUUUGAAGCAGGCAAUUUUUAAAAAUUUGUUCUUUCCUUACAUAUUUGUGUAGAAUAUAGAGAUACAAGUUGCUCUACAAAUUUUACUAAUUUGUAAUUAUAAUGGUAUAUUGGCUACCAAAGAAACGUUUUAAAAAGAGCUACUAACAAAUAUGCAGACAACUUAUCUACUAUUAGCUGCACUGUUACCUUUCGCCGUUCAUGAUAUUUGGUAUGCAAGAAUAUACUUAUUUUGGAUCAUGAAAGUAUCAAUAAUCACAUACCUUAUUAUAUUUGGGCUUCUGCCUAUUAUAUUUCACUACUCAUAUACCAUACAAAAGAAGAUUCUUUUUUUAAAUUUUGUGCAAUGGCCACUUAAUGUAGAUUUUUCGAAACCAGAAUUAGUUGGAAUGAAAGGAACAAGAAACUUUUAUUUACAGACUGAUCAACAAGUAAAAAUAGGACUAUGGCAAAUAUUACCUCAGUCUUUACUAAAUGAUUCAAUUAUUACAACUGAUGAUGAUUAUGAAACUAUGUUAAAAAAUGCUAAACGACCAAUUUUCCUUUAUAUGCAUGGUAAUAGCGGUAAUAGAGCAAGCAAUCAUCGUUUAGAAUUAUAUAAACUUUUCCAGAGUUUAGAUUAUCAUGUUGUAUGUUUUGAUUAUAGAGGUUAUGGUGAUAGUGAAGAAGCAGAACUUUCUGAAAUAGGUGUAGUUAGUGAUAGUAAAUAUGUACUUGAAUGGUUAUUAAAAAUAGUAAAUGGUACAGCUCCUGUUUUUGUAUGGGGACAUUCAUUAGGAACUGGAGUUUCAGUUCAUGUAUUGGCAUUAUUAGCAACAGAAAAAGUUCAGCCUGCAGGUUUAUUCUUGGAAUCACCAUUUAAUAAUAUAGCAGAUGAAUUAAGUGAACAUCCUUUAUCACAGAUAUUUAAACAUUUACCAUGGUUCCAUUGGGUAAUUGUUGAACCGUUUUAUGAUAAUUAUCUCCGUUUUGAAUCUGAUAAACACAUAGAAAAAAUCCAAUGUCCUAUUAUGAUAUUGCAUGCAGAAGAUGAUAAUAUUGUUCCAUUUGCUUUAGGUGAAAAGUUAUUUAAAGCGGCAAUAAAUUAUCAUGGAAACGACACAAAUCGCGUUCAGAUGACAAGGAUUGAUGCAACACAUGGUUUUGGACAUAAAUAUAUAUGUCGUUAUAAAAACUUACCUAAUAUAAUUAAAUCAUUUGUACACGAGGUACGUAAAAACCAGACUGAUUAAAAUAUAUAUUAAAAUGUCAGCAUAUAUGUACCUUUAUAUAAGUAUUUUUUACACUAAAUAUUAGUAGAUGAUUAAUAUAAAAUAUAAUGAAAGAAUAUCUUUUAUGCUGCAAGUCAGAAUCAAUACUAUUUUACUGGAACAUGUAAAGUUUAUUUAUUGUAUAAUUGUAUUUUCUCUUUUAAAUGAAGCGGUUUUCAUUAUUUACAUCCCGUAUAGUACAAGACUAUUAAACCUUAAAUGUAUUCAUGCUAUAAGUAUAAAAGUGAUAUUUCUUGUACAUGGAAAAAUAUAGCGACGUCAAAGUUC
Bombus impatiens (common eastern bumble bee) is the source of this 1748-nucleotide messenger RNA. Its product is annotated as lysophosphatidylserine lipase ABHD12. Bases 363 to 1442 code for a protein of 359 amino acids. Gene Ontology annotation, biological process: monoacylglycerol catabolic process; phosphatidylserine catabolic process. The transcript is spliced from 11 exons. Gene Ontology annotation, molecular function: phosphatidylcholine lysophospholipase A1 activity; monoacylglycerol lipase activity. The record is from RefSeq and is a predicted model, not a curated record. NCBI's taxonomy places the organism in Eukaryota, Metazoa, Arthropoda, Insecta, Hymenoptera, Apidae. Gene Ontology annotation, cellular component: endoplasmic reticulum membrane.